Choloepus didactylus (southern two-toed sloth) is the source of this 5484-nucleotide messenger RNA. It is a transcript of the gene ADAMTS6, whose product is annotated as ADAM metallopeptidase with thrombospondin type 1 motif 6. The transcript is spliced from 24 exons. Gene Ontology annotation, biological process: extracellular matrix organization; proteolysis. The record is from RefSeq and is a predicted model, not a curated record. Lineage: Eukaryota; Metazoa; Chordata; Mammalia; Pilosa; Megalonychidae. Gene Ontology annotation, molecular function: metalloendopeptidase activity. Bases 42 to 3395 code for a protein of 1117 amino acids. Gene Ontology annotation, cellular component: extracellular matrix.
CAUAGGUAGCCCUCUGAAAAUUCAUCCAGUUUUUCUAAAUUAUGGAAAUUUUGUGGAAGACGUUGACCUGGAUUUUGAGCCUCAUCAUGGCAUCAUCAGAAUUUUAUAGUGAUAACAGGCUUUCAUACAGUUCUCAAGAGGAAUUCCUGACAUAUCUUGAACACUACCAGCUAACUAUUCCAAUAAGGGUUGAUCAAAAUGGAGCUUUUCUCAGCUUUACUGUGAAAAAUGAUAAACACUCAAGGAGAAGACGGAGUAUGGACCCUCUUGAUCCACAGCAGGCAGUAUCUAAGUUAUUUUUUAAACUUUCAGCCUAUGGCAAGCACUUUCACCUAAACUUGACUCUUAACACAGAUUUUGUGUCCAAACAUUUUACAGUAGAAUACUGGGGGAAAGAUGGACCCCAGUGGAAACAUGAUUUUUUAGACAACUGUCAUUACACAGGAUACUUGCAAGAUCAACAUAGUACAACUAAAGUGGCUUUAAGCAACUGUGAUGGAUUGCAUGGUAUUAUUGCUACAGAAGAUGAAGAAUAUUUUAUUGAACCGUUAAAGAAUACCACAGAGGAUUCCAAGCAAUUUAGUUAUGAAAAUGGCCAUCCUCAUGUUAUUUACAAAAAGUCCACCCUGCAACAAAGGCAUCUAUAUGAUCACUCUCAUUGUGGGGUUUCAGAUCUCACAAGAAGUGACACACCUUGGUGGCUGAAUGCUACAUCUGCUUUUCCUUCUUCGCUACUAAUUAAUGACACACAUAUCCGUCACAGACAGAAGAGAUCAGUAAGCAUUGAACGAUUUGUGGAGACAUUGGUUGUGGCAGACAAAAUGAUGGUGGGCUACCAUGGACGCAAAGACAUCGAACAUUACAUUUUGAGUGUAAUGAAUAUUGUUGCCAAACUUUACCGUGAUUCCAGCCUAGGAAACGUUGUGAAUAUUAUAGUAGCCCGCUUAAUUGUUCUCACAGAAGAUCAGCCAAACUUGGAGAUAAACCACCAUGCAGACAAGUCCCUCGAUAGCUUCUGUAAAUGGCAGAAAUCCAUUCUCUCUCACCAAAGUGAUGGAAACACCAUUCCAGAAAAUGGGAUUGCCCACCACGAUAAUGCGGUUCUUAUUACUAGAUAUGAUAUCUGCACUUACAAAAAUAAGCCCUGUGGGACACUGGGCUUGGCCUCUGUGGCUGGAAUGUGUGAGCCUGAAAGGAGCUGCAGCAUUAAUGAAGACAUUGGCCUGGGUUCAGCUUUUACCAUUGCACAUGAGAUUGGUCACAAUUUUGGUAUGAACCAUGAUGGAAUUGGAAAUUCUUGUGGGACGAAAGGUCAUGAAGCAGCAAAACUUAUGGCAGCUCAUAUUACUGCAAAUACCAAUCCUUUUUCCUGGUCUGCCUGCAGUCGAGACUAUAUCACCAGCUUUCUAGAUUCAGGCCGUGGUACUUGCCUUGAUAAUGAGCCUCCCAAGCGUGACUUUCUUUAUCCAGCUGUGGCUCCAGGUCAGGUGUAUGAUGCUGAUGAACAAUGUCGUUUCCAGUAUGGAGCAACAUCCCGCCAGUGUAAAUAUGGGGAAGUGUGUAGAGAGCUCUGGUGCCUCAGCAAAAGCAACCGUUGUGUCACCAACAGUAUUCCAGCAGCUGAGGGGACACUCUGUCAAACUGGGAAUAUUGAAAAGGGGUGGUGUUAUCAGGGAGAUUGUGUUCCUUUUGGCACUUGGCCCCAGAGCAUAGAUGGGGGCUGGGGUCCCUGGUCACUAUGGGGAGAGUGCAGCAGGACCUGCGGGGGAGGCGUCUCCUCAUCCCUAAGACACUGUGACAGUCCAGCACCUUCAGGUGGUGGAAAAUAUUGCCUUGGGGAAAGGAAACGUUAUCGCUCCUGUAACACAGAUCUAUGCUCUUUGGGGUCCCGAGAUUUUCGAGAGAAACAGUGUGCAGACUUUGACAAUAUGCCUUUCCGUGGAAAGUAUUAUAACUGGAAACCCUAUACUGGAGGUGGAGUAAAACCUUGUGCAUUAAACUGCUUGGCUGAAGGUUACAACUUCUACACUGAACGUGCCCCUGCAGUGAUUGAUGGGACUCAGUGCAAUGCGGAUUCACUGGAUAUCUGUAUCAAUGGAGAAUGCAAGCAUGUAGGUUGUGAUAAUAUUUUGGGAUCUGAUGCUAGGGAAGAUAGAUGUCGAGUCUGUGGAGGGGAUGGAAGCACAUGUGAUGCCAUUGAAGGGUUCUUCAAUGAUUCGUUGCCCAGAGGAGGCUACAUGGAAGUGGUACAGAUACCAAGAGGUUCUGUUCAUAUUGAAGUCAGAGAAGUUGCCAUGUCAAAAAACUAUAUUGCUUUAAAAUCUGAAGGGGAUGAUUACUACAUUAAUGGAGCCUGGACUAUUGACUGGCCUAGGAAGUUUGAUGUUGCUGGAACAGCUUUUCACUACAAGAGACCAACUGAUGAACCAGAGUCCUUAGAAGCUUUAGGUCCCACCUCAGAAAAUCUCAUUGUCAUGGUUCUGCUUCAGGAACAGAAUUUGGGAAUUAGGUAUAAAUUCAACGUUCCCAUCACUCGAACUGGCAGUGGAGACAAUGAAGUUGGCUUUACAUGGAAUCAUCAGCCUUGGUCAGAAUGUUCAGCUACUUGUGCUGGAGGUGUCCAAAGACAAGAGGUGGUCUGUAAAAGGUUGGAUGACAACUCCAUUGUCCAGAACAAUUACUGUGACCCUGACAGUAAGCCACCUGAAAAUCAAAGAGACUGCAACACUGAGCCCUGCCCACCUGAGUGGUUUAUUGGGGAUUGGUUGGAGUGCAGCAAGACUUGUGAUGGCGGAAUGCGCACAAGGGCAGUGCUCUGCAUCAGGAAGAUUGGCCCUUCUGAGGAGGAGACCCUGGACUACAGUGGUUGUUUAACUCACCGGCCUAUUGAAAAAGAAUCCUGCAACAACCAGUCAUGUCCACCUCAGUGGAUGGCUUUGGACUGGUCAGAAUGUACUCCAAAAUGUGGUCCAGGAUUCAAACAUCGGAUUGUUCUGUGCAAGAGCAGUGACCUUUCUAAAACAUUCCCAGCUGCACAAUGCCCAGAGGAAAGCAAACCUCCUGUCCGCAUCCGCUGCAGUUUGGGCCGCUGCCCUCCUCCUCGUUGGGUGACUGGAGACUGGGGCCAGUGUUCUGCUCAGUGUGGCCUUGGACAGCAAAUGCGGACAGUGCAAUGUCUCUCCUACACUGGACAGGCAUCUGGUGACUGUCUAGAAACUGUUCGGCCUCCGUCGAUGCAGCAGUGUGAAAGCAAAUGUGACAGUACCCCCAUUUCCAAUACCGAAGAGUGCAAAGAUGUGAACAAAGUGGCUUAUUGCCCACUGGUGCUGAAGUUCAAGUUCUGCAGUCGAGCAUACUUCAGACAGAUGUGUUGUAAGACCUGCCAAGGACACUGACCCAUGGAAGGGCAGAGAGAGAGCCUUGUCAUUUCAUUGUGGAAGUGUGUCCAUCAAAGAGAGCCACCCAGAGGAAGAGGAUUGAUGUCCUUGCAGAUACAUUACCCUGUGGAAAACAUAACCACUGGUCAGCCCUAGCUGACAGGAUUUCAAUAUUAUUUUAACUUCUGUGAAGUGGGAUUUAUUGAUCCAAAGUUCUGGACACAGUAUUAGGAGGGAAUGCCAGAUUGGAGAGAUCCAAACAACACAGGGAGACUUGCUUACUGUGGAACGUUUGUGUUCUUUCGAGUAAAUCCAAUAGCCUGUUUACCUCCUUGGACCAUUAAGAUAAUUUUUAUUAUGGACUUAGCAAUGACACUGAAUCCAUUUGUAUUUAAAACUGUUUCAAAUGUAGCUGUUAUGACUUGGUCAAUGAUGGAAGUAAAGAAGAUUCAGAAAUCUUAAGUCCUAGCUUAAAAAUAUUUACUAUACUUUAUCUCACUACAAAAGCACCAAAUUUAAAUUAUCAAACAGGCUUUGAACUGUAAUUUAAGGAGCAAUUAUAAAUUGAAAGUAAUGAAAAUUUGUAUUAUUUUUCUUCAUUCCACUUAAUUUUCUUAGAAAUAACUCCCCUGUUCUGAACACUGCUGUGAGCCAUAUAUAAAACUGUAUUAAACUGAAGAACAAUAAGGGACUUAGUAUAAAGCAGUGCAUCAGUUAUUGCAGCUGUGUGACUAUAAAUUCAGUGCUAAAAGGCUGUGGCCAACUUGCCAUUGUGCAAGGGAAGCUGAGAUUUCCAUUAAAACUUCAAGAGAGAAACAUUUCAAUCUCAUGCAGAAGCCAGACAUGAGGUAUGGUAGAGCCUAAAGGACCAGGCCCUUUGCUGCCAUCACACAGGAUGCCUCCCUUCUUGUUUAAGACACCCCAACUCACUUAUGUUUAUACUCUCACCAGCCACAAAAUGGCUUCUGCCCCGUAGGAUGUUGCUCACGUGUUGAGCUCACUGAGAUGAUACCAUGCAAAAGAUAGACUGGCUCGGUAACAACCAGGCAGACCCUUUUGCAAUUUGCUGACAAUUAUGAUGGGUUCCAGAUGUCCCUGCUUUGAUAUGGUAGAAGGGUGUUUAUUUAUAUGAGAGCAAGUAUGCAUGUGUGCGGGCGCUUUUGAGUGUGUGGAUAGAUGAGUGUGCUUGCACAUAAAUGUGCUAUUUCUGUGAGUUUUAAAGUAGGCAAGGGAUAACAACCAAAGAACUCAUGAAGACUAGAGAUCAUAAAGCUUAAUUUUCAUAGUCACCCAACCAAGUAUUUUGUAUUUCUUACAGAUACUCUGAAUGGCAAUCAAAUGUGAAACCCGGUUUGUUGGGCAAGUAAAAUUACAGAAUCAAAUGUAUCUAAAUUAAAACAACUAGCUCAUGUUUUCCCUAUCCUCAGGUUUCACAUCUUGCUCAUCAAAAGACUCAAUCAAAAGAGAUUUAAAAACAAAAUAAGAGGGUACUUGUUUAUAUUAAUAUUUUGUACUUGAACACUUGUAGCUUGCAGCAGGUACUUGCUGAAUGUGCUUCGUGUCCAGCACAGCUCCUUUGCUGCAGUAUAGCAUGUGUACACCAACACCCAAAGCACAACAGCAAAUGGCUACUUUGUAAAGAUUGUCCUUGCAGUUAAAGAGCAUGUUUGACAAAUCCAUCAGAGAGUUCUGAAACUAUGUGCUAGGUGUGUGAUAUAUGCCAUGACCUAAUCUGAAUGAUUAGGUUUUUUCAGCAAAGAGAGCCUCCAAAAUCCAACCUAAAUUUCCAUGUUGGCUUUAGAUAGUUGGCAUGAGACCUGGUUCUGCAUGCUUAGUCAUGUCCAUCCAUAUCUCAUUACCUGCUUUCUCUCUCAGCAUCACAGCUCAUGUCCUUGAGCUUUCCAAACAGAAAAACAAUAUAUGAGAGCGUCCUUGCAGGGGCCUCUUGGUGCUGCCCUUAGAAAUAGCCCAAGUGCCAUUUUAGCAUUCAGCGCAGGGGGUGGGGAAAGCCCACAGGCAGCGCAGCACCAGCACUGGAUUCCCUUGGCUCUUUUCAAAGAAGAGUUAAUUUGGUGCUAAUAUGUCCUGGUGAAAUAAAAUAAAAUAG